Messenger RNA from Rhinolophus ferrumequinum (greater horseshoe bat), 4037 nucleotides. RefSeq names its product gamma-aminobutyric acid type A receptor subunit gamma1 (gene GABRG1). The record is from RefSeq and is a predicted model, not a curated record. Gene Ontology annotation, molecular function: inhibitory extracellular ligand-gated monoatomic ion channel activity; benzodiazepine receptor activity; transmitter-gated monoatomic ion channel activity involved in regulation of postsynaptic membrane potential. NCBI's taxonomy places the organism in Eukaryota, Metazoa, Chordata, Mammalia, Chiroptera, Rhinolophidae. Gene Ontology annotation, biological process: monoatomic ion transmembrane transport; nervous system process; gamma-aminobutyric acid signaling pathway. Bases 156 to 1553 code for a protein of 465 amino acids. The transcript is spliced from 9 exons. Gene Ontology annotation, cellular component: postsynapse; GABA-A receptor complex; dendrite membrane.
AUUGGCUCUUAUGCUCAAUUCCGCCGAGAGUCGCAUCCUACCUGGUCGGGAGGUGUAUUUCUUUCCCACACUCUCCCUUGUUGUACUCACCCAGCUGCUGCUGAGGUGGGCGGAAAAGUCCCGCUUCUGAGAAUUUAGCGGAAGAAAGGAUCCCGAUGGGUUCUUGGAAAGCUUUUCUCUUCUCCCCUUUUCUUCUGUGGAGUCAAAGUAGAGGGGUGAGGCUCAUGUUCCUGCUACUGGCCCUGCAGUUGGGAAACUGCGUUGAUAAAGCAGACGAUGAAGAUGAUGAGGAUGUAACAGUGAACAAAACUUGGGUGUUGGCACCAAAGAUUCAUGAAGGAGAUAUAACGCAAAUUCUCAACUCAUUGCUUCAGGGCUAUGACAAUAAGCUUCGCCCGGAUAUAGGAGUGAGGCCAACAGUAAUUGAAACUGAUGUUUAUGUAAACAGCAUUGGACCAGUUGAUCCCAUAAAUAUGGAAUACACAAUUGAUAUAAUUUUUGCUCAAACCUGGUUUGAUAGUCGUUUAAAAUUCAAUAGUACCAUGAAAGUGCUUAUGCUUAACAGUAAUAUGGUUGGAAAAAUUUGGAUUCCUGACACUUUCUUCAGAAACUCAAGAAAAUCUGAUGCUCAUUGGAUAACAACUCCCAAUCGUCUACUUCGAAUUUGGAAUGAUGGACGAGUUCUAUAUACUCUAAGAUUAACAAUUAAUGCAGAAUGUUAUCUUCAGCUUCAUAAUUUUCCAAUGGAUGAACAUUCCUGUCCACUAGAAUUUUCAAGCUAUGGAUACCCUAAAAAUGAAAUUGAGUAUAAGUGGAAACAGCCUUCUGUAGAAGUGGCUGAUCCUAAAUAUUGGAGAUUAUAUCAGUUUGCAUUUGUAGGGCUACGGAAUUCAACUGAAAUUUCUCACACAAUCUCUGGGGAUUAUGUUAUCAUGACAAUCUUUUUUGACCUGAGCAGACGAAUGGGAUAUUUCACUAUUCAGACCUACAUUCCUUGUAUUCUGACAGUUGUUCUUUCUUGGGUGUCUUUCUGGAUCAAUAAAGAUGCAGUACCUGCAAGAACCUCACUAGGUAUUACUACAGUUCUGACCAUGACAACUCUGAGUACAAUCGCCCGGAAGUCAUUGCCUAAGGUUUCUUAUGUAACGGCGAUGGAUCUUUUUGUUUCUGUUUGUUUCAUUUUCGUGUUUGCAGCCUUGAUGGAAUACGGUACCUUGCAUUAUUUUACCAGCAACAAAAAAACAAAGACUGCUAGAGACAGCAAGCUGAAAGACAAGGCAACGAUAUCGCUUGGACUCCAUCCGGGAUCCACUCUGAUUCCAAUGAAUAGCAUUUCUCUGCCACAAGGAGAAGAUGAUUAUGGGUAUCAAUGUUUGGAGGGCAAAGAUUGUGCCAGCUUCUUCUGCUGCUUUGAAGACUGCAAAACGGGAUCAUGGAGGGAAGGAAGGAUACACAUACGCAUUGCCAAAAUUGAUUCCUAUUCUCGAAUAUUUUUCCCAACAGCUUUUGCCCUGUUCAAUCUGGUUUAUUGGGUUGGCUAUCUUUACUUAUAAGUUCUAUUCACUAGGAAAAAAAACCAUAAGAAGUUUAACUAAAUUCAGUAUAAUCUAUUGCACUUCGGUAACAGGAAGUUUAAAUUUAAAAUGCAGAAAAUCCAAUGGUUAACAUGUGAAUAGUAUGGUAACCAUUUUAAGGCUUUCAUAGGUAAGUAAAGUAGCAGCUUUCAUAUUAAUUUACUUAACUUAUUGUAAACGAGAUUAGGUGUAAAAUUCAGUAUACUAAAAGUACUACUAUAUAUUUUACUUGAAUUUUAUUUAUUUUACUUAUAUCACAUUAGGAUUUUGAACUUUUAAGUUCCUUGAUUCACAUAUUAAAGAUGGAAUCAUUUUAAGAUAUAUUUUAUUUCAAUAUAGUCUAUCAUGAUUUGUAUUGAGACCCUGAUACAUUCACUAAUAUUUAUGUAGUAAAGUUUUGCCUAGGAAAUAUUGUUAAUUUGAUUUUUUUCUUGCUCUUUAUUUGGAUGCCCUGAUUGCAAUAGAAAUAGAUGGAAACAUAAAGCCAUGCUUUCCUGGGAUUUACUUCCAAGAUAUUUUACUCUCAAGAAGAAAUUGAUUUAUUUUUAAACUCUUUAUUAAUUAAUGAAGAAAAGACCUAUUUUUACCUUACUAAAAGGACAGGUUUUGUUUGUCAUUUAAUCAAGUCCAUUGCCUGACACAAUUUUAAAUAGAACUCCAGUUAUGUUUAGUUUUGAUGAUUUACAAACUAUGAUAGAAACCAUCAAAGGAAUUUCUUUUAAAUACAAGGUUAAAGAAAUAAGGAUGUUACAUGUAACCAUUUUAUUCUCUGCUUCAUAGAAAUUAUGUAUGUAGUAUGAAGAGCUUAAUACUGAAAUGUUUGCCUCUACCAGCACUGAAGUUAAAUACAGAGAGAAUUGAUUUUUUUCUUUAUGCUCUACAGAAGUGUCACAUUUCUCAAGUUAACAAAAGCACUGAAGAAAAGUGCUUUGUGGUCAAAGAAUUAUUACCUAGCAAAUUGAGUAAUAGUUCAUAUUGAGGAUGUGGUCUUAAUAUGAACUAUUAACAUUGUUCAGCCUAGAAAUGUUCUGGAAACAUACUGUUAAACAUUUGUCAUAUAUUGCCUUUUCCAUUUCCUAAAUUUGGACCCUGCCAGUUUUACAACUUCAUUAUAAAUUGUUCCGAUGUUCUUUUUCCUAGGAAAUGAGAGCAGGCUCAAAAGUCAUGGUGGCGUUCUGUUAAGAGGCAUUUCUGAUGAACAUUGAAUGUGGAGGUUCUCUAAAUUUGUAGAGCCAGGAACUUUGAAAGUUUCACUGUAGUUUGACUAUUGGUGAUGUUUUCCAAAAUGUAUCUUUUGUUAAGAGAAUUAAAUUUACGCUUGAAUCAUUAUAUUCCUGUAACUAGUUUGGCAUAUCAAUUGUUUAUAUGAACUCCAUAUUCAUUCACCAUUACCUAAUUUCCUGGAAAAUAUCCAGAGUCAUCUUGCAGGUUAAAUUAAAAAAAAAAAAAAAUGUUUCAUUGCCCAGAGCAACUAUUAGGAUGAAGUUUUAUGAUCAAGGCCUAUCUUAUGUGGAAGAAGCUAUCACCUGUGCGUUUGACACUAGCUUUUAAUACAAUAAUUCCUUUCAUGGUUAGCGAACACAUGAGUGAGGCUCUAGCAUGGUUAAACCUGUUUUUAGAAUAUGCAGUUUUAGAAAAUCUAAAUGUAUUUCAUUGUGUCUUCCCAGUUAUGUCUGAAUUUUUCACUUUGCUUAGAAACCUUUGAAAAAAGUAAGCAUAAAUUGAACAAUAAUGCCAGAAUAUCCACCGACACUGCUUGUUUUGAAUGGAGAGCCAAAUUAAACUUUGGCCUUGUAAUAUAUUCACUUACAAAUUAUUCAUGCAGUCAUUUUUAUAACACUGAGUAUUGAUGGCUAUUCUUAAGGUGAACAUUCAUUUAGCGAUAAAUGAAAAAUGAAGUACCUGUGAAGAAUAAAACACUUUACUAUAAUGUUUACUAAAACAUUUUCAUGUUUUAAGAUAUUAUCAUGGGGGCAGUAUUAAUUCUUGGAUUCUUUCAAGUCUCUCUGAGCAUGACUGUAUUUUAAAAUACUUAAAAAUGCUUAAUAUAAAUAGUGUGGAUGUUCUCAAUGGUGGUCCACUAACUUGGCUUUAAAUGUUGGCAAUAUUUACAAGUGCAAAUAAAAUUAAUAAAAACAUAUGCUUUUCUAUAUGAAUUCAUUGUAUAUACCAUCAAAACAACAACUUUGUUUUCAAAGGCAGUGGUAUUUUGAGCAGUUUUAUUAAAACAUGUAGGUCAGAAAUAAAGGUGUACAAAUAUUAUUACUUCUAAAAAUGAGAAUAAAAAGGUGAAAGUGCAGUUUGACUCUUUUUAUGAGAAAUCAAGUGAAGCUGAUUUACAAAAGGAACACAUUCUAAUUCCUGUUUUUCUCUAAAGAAAUUUUGCCAUCUUGAGAAAUAUAUAUAUACCACGUGUGUAUUAAAACUGUAUUAAAAUUGUAAUACUCAAUAUAUACUGAUAAC